Molecule: messenger RNA, 1801 nt
Organism: Ananas comosus (pineapple)
Lineage: Eukaryota; Viridiplantae; Streptophyta; Magnoliopsida; Poales; Bromeliaceae
Product: organic cation/carnitine transporter 7
Exons: 6
Coding region: 212-1684 (490 amino acids)
Biological process (GO): transmembrane transport
Cellular component (GO): membrane
Molecular function (GO): transmembrane transporter activity
Source: RefSeq, a predicted model, not a curated record
AAAAAAAAAAAAAAAAAAAAAAAAAAUUGUCGCACUUCUCAAAUCGGUCAAACCCUACCUUGCCGAUCACUGAAUCCUUUUUUUUUCAAGAUCUAUUUAUUUGAUAUAAUGGGAAACACCCGAUUAAGUUUUUCCUACUUAAAUUCUCUCUCGAUUAGGUUAUAGAUCGAGAGAUCUCUACAAGGAUCAAAUUACACGAUUUAAGCUUCCAAUGAUGGAAGAUGUACAAUCUACUUUUACGGUGGAUGAGGCACUCGUGUCGUUGGGUUUCGGGAAAUUUCAAGCCUUUGUGCUUGUCUACGCUGGAAUGGGAUGGGUUGCAGAAGCAAUGGAGAUGAUGCUUUUGUCGUUCGUAGGGCCAGCAGUGCAAGUACAAUGGAAGCUUUCUUCUCACCAAGAGAGCUUGAUCACUAGUGUCGUUUUCGUUGGAAUGUUAAUAGGAGCUUAUUCUUGGGGCAUUGUUUCGGACAGCUACGGCAGGAGGACGGGGUUUCUCUUCACAGCCCUUGUGACCAGUGUAGCCGGUCUAGUGAGUGCUUUUGCUCCUAACUAUACGUCUUUGAUAAUUAUGAGAUUUUUUGUUGGUAUUGGCCUGGGAGGAGGGCCGGUGCUUUCGUCAUGGUUUUUGGAGUUCAUUCCUGCUCCAAACAGGGGGACUUGGAUGGUCAUAUUUUCGGCUUUUUGGACCAUCGGCACUAUAUUUGAGGCUUCUCUUGCAUGGGCUAUUAUGCCGAAAUUCGGGUGGAGGUGGUUGCUCGGAUUGUCAGCUUUACCCUCUUUUCUUCUGCUACUUUUUUACUCUUUCACACCUGAAUCGCCAAGAUAUCUAUGCAUGAAUGGCAGAGUAACUGAUGCAACGGGUAUUUUGGAAAAGAUGGCAAAAGCAAACCGUGGGAAACUCCCUCCUGGGAGGCUUGUUUCCGACCACAAAAUUGAGCUUGAUGAAAUUUCUGAUUCGUCUGAAGCUACCUAUUUAGUUUCUGUUGAGAAACAAAACGAUAUAGAUGAGGACACGAACUCAAAAAAUGGAGGGAUCAGAGCAGUUUUGAAGCUUCUAACACCUAGUUUAAUUAGAUCGACUCUUCUUCUUUGGAUGGUUUUCUUCGGGAACGCAUUUUCUUAUUACGGUAUCGUCUUACUAACUUCUGAACUAAGUAAUGGGAACAGGGCAUGUGCAUCGAAGGAGAUGCAGUCAAGCCAUACUGAUGAUGUUAGUCUCUACAAAAAUGUAUUUGUCUCGAGCUUUGCCGAGAUUCCAGGGCUGGUUCUAUCAGCUGUAAUGGUGGAUAGGAUUGGUCGAAAGCUUUCAAUGUCUUCAAUGCUUUUCAUAAGCUGUGUUUUCUUGCUUCCGCUGGUAUUUCAUCAGACAGAAGCAAUAACAACAGCAUCCCUAUUUGGUGCUCGAAUUUGCAUCUCCGCAAGCUUCACCAUCGUAUAUAUCUAUGCACCCGAGAUAUAUCCAACAUCAGUUAGGACGACCGGGAUCGGUAUCGCAAGCUCUGUGGGGAGGAUCGGCGGAAUCCUUUGCCCACUUGUUGCCGUCGGAUUGGUGCAUGGUUGUCAUCAGACAAGUGCAGUUCUUUUGUUUGAAUUAGUAAUUUUCCUUUCAGGAAUAGCUGUUUCUUUAUUCCCUUUUGAAACAAGUGGUUGUAAGCUUAAUGACACUAUCAUUGAUCUGAAGUAGAGAAACAAUAGCAAUAUCCACUCACUCCCGAUGACAUAUGAUAGUAACUUAUUGUUUUAUGGAAUCAACUAGACAACUGUGUUCAGAAUUUUUUUUUUUAAGAGUGUACGGAUACAA